Cynara cardunculus var. scolymus (artichoke) is the source of this 1914-nucleotide messenger RNA. RefSeq names its product protein INVOLVED IN DE NOVO 2-like. The transcript is spliced from 6 exons. Gene Ontology annotation, biological process: gene silencing by siRNA-directed DNA methylation. The record is from RefSeq and is a predicted model, not a curated record. Bases 1 to 1914 code for a protein of 637 amino acids. Lineage: Eukaryota; Viridiplantae; Streptophyta; Magnoliopsida; Asterales; Asteraceae.
AUGACAAAGGAUUAUGUUUCUGGAGAAGAUGGUGAUGCAAGUGAAUCUGAAAUAGAGGAAUAUAAAGAUAAAUCUUAUGAAGAGCUCAAGAAUGGAAAACACCACAUCAAGUUACCAAAUGAAGCUCUCACCUGCCCAUACUGUCCUAAUAAGAAAAAACAUGAUUAUCAAUAUAAAGAGUUAUUGCAGCAUGCUACUAUGGUGGGGAAAAGUGAUUCACAAAAGCGAAGUAAGACAGACAAGGCUAAUCAUCUAGCACUAGCUAAAUAUCUCGAAAAAGAUAUAGCUGAAGCCUCUGAUCUAUCACAACCUAAAAAUGAGGUUGAUCACCUUGCAGACCAUGAUGGUGAUGAGAUGUUUGUAUGGCCAUGGAAGGGCAUUGUUGUUAACCUACCAAUUGAAUUGAUAGAUGGGCGCUAUAUCGGAAGAAGUGGUUCAAAUAUGAGAGAUGAUUUAACCAUGAGACGUUUUAAUCCUAUGAGGGUGCAUCCUUUGUGGAAUUUCCGCGGUCAUUCAGGAUCUGCUGUGGUUGAAUUUAGAAAAGAUUGGACAGGGUUCAAUAAUGCCGUGUCAUUCGAGAAGGCUUAUGAGGCUGAGCAUCAUGGUAAAAAGGACUGGAAGGAAAAUAACGAUCCAAAAUCCGGUAUAUAUGGUUGGGUUGCUCGUGCUGACGAUUACAGAUCUGACAACAUAGUUGGGGAGCAUCUCCGCAAGAUUGCUGAUCUUAGGACUGUUUCUGAUAUCAUGGCAGAAGAAGAUUAUAGAGCAGUUAAACUCAUGUCAAAUUUGACAAAUGUAAUUGAAGUCAAGAAGAGGCAUUUUGAAGAGAUGGAGACCAAAUACAUGGAAACAGAAAAUACCCUCAGCAAAUUAAUUGCUGAAAAAGAUAAGGUUCAUCAAUCUUAUAACGAAGAGGUAAAGAAAAUCCAGUUGAGCGCGCGAGAACAUCUCCAGAGGAUCUUCAAUGACCAUGAAAAAAUCAAAUUGCAACUAGAAAGCCAAAAGAGAGAACUUGAACUUCGGGUUGUUGAACUGCAGAAGCGUGAGGUUAUAAAUGAAAACGAAAGGAAAAAGGUCGCAGAAGAGAUAGAAGAGAAUGCUGUGAAAAAUAGUUCGCUCAGGACAGCGUCUGAUGAGCAAAGGAAAGCUGAUGAAAGUGUGAUGAAACUUGCAGAUGAUCAUAAGAGGGAAAAGGAGAAACUCCAUGAGAAAAUAAUAUUUCUUGAGAAACAAUUGGAUGCAAAGCAAGCUGUGGAGCUAGAAAUAGAACGUCUGAAGGGGCAACUAAAUGUUAUGAAGCACAUGGGAGAUGAUGAUUUGGAGGUUCUCAAGAAGAUAGAAGACAUGCACAAAAACUUAAAGGAAAAGGAAGAAGAGCUCGAGGAUUUGGAAAGCUUAAAUCAAACUCUGGUUGUUCAGGAACGAAAAAGCAAUGACGAACUGCAGGAAGCUCGUAAAGAAUUAAUCGAGGGCUUGAAGAAUUUAUCAAAAGCUUCACAUAUUGGUGUCAAGAGGAUGGGAGAGCUGGAGAAUAAACCCUUUUACGAUGCUAUGAAGCACAAGUACAAUGAGUUAGAAGCAGAAGAUCGAGCAUCAGAAGUAUGUUCGUUGUGGGAAGAGUACCUUCGGGAUCCCACUUGGCAUCCUUUCAGAGUAAUCACCAUCAAUGGAAAACCACAGGAAGUGAUAGAUGAAAAUGAUGAAAAACUGAAGGGGCUAAAGAGAGAGCUCGGCGACCAAGUGUACAAAGCUGUAACGACCGCGUUGACCGAGAUUAACAACUACAAUCCUAGUGGAAGAUAUGUGAUAACAGAGCUGUGGAACUUCAGUGAAGCCAGAAAAGCUAGUCUACAGGAAGGAGUUUCUUAUCUUCUCAAAAUGUGGGAUGCCCAUAAACGCAGGAGAACUAUGUGA